AUGGGCAUUCAACAUAAAAGGCGAAAAAUUAACUAUAAAUCAAAAUGGAUUAUAAUAGUAAUUAUGGAAAAGAUUGUUACUGAAACACUUACCCAGAUUAGAGAAGUAAGGAAAAAUCUGCUAGAUAUAAAGCAAAAGCAAUUACAAGAAAAUAUUCUGCAAAUUAUUGCUUUUUUGAAUAAAAUUCAACAAGCAAUUUCAAUUUAUGAUUAUUGAAAAGUUCACUAUACAGCCUUGUAUUGCUUUGCUCCUUCUGAUCUCAUGAAGUCAGAAAGUUUACAUCUUCAGCAUAAGUUGUUGCCCAUAGAAAAUUCAAAAUGUCGAAUUUUCUUGCCACACCUAUAGUGCGCCUUGCGCUCUAGGUCCUUGCCCGGUUAAGGCUAUACUACAGGAUUUAAGAGCAUGGGCCGAUUCCCAUCCCAUUUUAAUAUAUUAAAAUCUAACAAGCAAUUGCGAAAUAUUACGACAAUAAUUCCUCAAUACAGGAAGGAAAUUUAGCAUUCGGGAUUGUCGCAAUAAAAUUUAUCAGCAAAUAUCUUGACCAAUUGCAGAAGCUCGCUCAGAAAAUCCAUCACAAAAAAUAUAAAAAUAAAUAUAAAGACCAGAUUAUAAUUACUCAAGCCAAGUUUGAUACAAUAAGUGAAUUUUUCCCUAAUGCAUUUAGAACAAGCCAAGACGAUAUAUUUUGCUUACCCCAUCCAAAUAAUUUUUAAAAAUAUUUUAUUAAUUUAUUUUUUUUACAUUAUUAGAGUUAGAAAAAACUCAUCAGCGAUGGGCAAGACUCGAAUCAGUAACAAAUCGUAUCCAAAUUGCUGAGCCCAAAGCUCUAAAGCAAUCAUGAGACAAUUUAUUUGGCUUAAUCGCAAUAGCCCAAGCUUUUAUGUCAAAAGGCAUAAGCAGCCAAUCAAAAAUUGUCCAAAAAAUUACAGUAGGUUCCUGCAUGAUGUUUUAUGGGCUUUUCCGAAAGCAAGCCCGAAAGCAGCAAACACUAUUUAAUGCUCAAGCGACCCCCGAAAUUGUCCAAAUUUGUUUUAAUGCUCUGGACUCCCAGCUUGGCCAUAUGAUGCUAAAAGUAAUUCUCCCUUCAAUAGAAUUCAAUGAGAUGAUUUUUAUCCCAAGACUUGCCAAUCAUGUCCUGUCCUCUUCUUUAUACCCCACCCAUGAUAAAUCACAAACAGCCCACUACCUUAACGUCAUUAACAAAGAACCUCAUUUAUCAGGGUCAAAAUUCUCAUUAAGCUGGGAUCCAGGCAGAAUAAGAGUCCCAGUCAGAGUUUUGUCAGCUUUUAAAAUAGAAAAAAUUUCCAAAGAAAAAGAAGAAGCAAAAUUUUGUGGCUGCCGCCCAGAAAGACCUCUUAGGGGAGCACAAAUGAAUAAAUUGAUUUUACAUGUCCACGGAGGAGGAUUUGUGGCGAUGAGCUCGUAUUCUCACCAAAAUUAUACCAGAAUUUGGGCGAAUGAGCUGAAAAUUCCUUUAUUUUCUGUUGAUUAUAGACUAGCUCCUCAGCAUCCUUUUCCAGCUGCUUUGGACGAUGUGUGGCAGGUUUAUACGUGGCUUAAAACUUAUGCUGAACAAUAUUUAGGAAUUUUGCCUGAAAAAAUUAUAUUAGUUGGAGACUCGGCUGGGGGGAAUUUAAUUCUUGCGCUUACUAUUAAAGCGAUUUUAAUGAACUUUCCGCUGCCUUCUGGGCUGUUAGUUUAUUAUCCAGCCAGCAAUUUGGCAAGAGAUGACCAGUUCAGCGAGUCUUUAUUGUGAAGUUUAGAAGACCCUUUAUUAUCCCACAAUUUUUUGAAAAUUUGUUUGGACUCUUAUUUAAAAGACACAAACCUUGACAAAAGACAUCCACUGAUAUCCCCGUAUUAUGCUGAUAAUUCAAUUAUUUCGAAAUUCCCACCUGUGAGGAUUUUUACUGGGAAUCUUGAUCCUUUGCAUCAUGAAGCUUUGAGGUUUGCGGAUAAAUUGAUAAGUAAUGGGGUCAAUACCAAACUAUUUAUAUAUACCUAUUUAUUAUUAAUGGCAGGAAGGCGAGGCAUUACAUUUUUUUUUUCAAAGUAAUAAAAAAUGGUUUAUAUCCUGACGUGUAUCAUGGAAGUUUGAAUUUUUAUGCAAGAGGAGGUAUCAAAGCUUGCAAAAAAACUAUUGAUGAUGGAAUUGAGAUGUUUAAUGAGUUAUUUAAUUAUGAAGAGCCUGCCCCUGAAAGUGCAACUCUUGCAGCAAUAGCAUCGAGUUUAAGUUUAUAA
Molecule: messenger RNA, 2241 nt
Organism: Blepharisma stoltei
Lineage: Eukaryota; Ciliophora; Heterotrichea; Heterotrichida; Blepharismidae
Source: the annotation of a GenBank genome assembly